AUUUAAAACUGUUAUAUAAGCCCUGCUCUGACCAUCUAAACAAGUCCAUCAUGCCUCCGGUCACAGACUGGACCUUCCUGAUGAGGGUCGAUCCAGAAGAUUUAAUAAACGAUGAUCAGAAGAUCUGUGAUAUGUUUUUAAAGAUUGACGCACGAGAGCUGAAAGGGAAGGAGACAGAGAAAAUGCUACAGUUGUUUAGAAUCUCACAAAGCUUGCUGAAGCUGAAGUUAGAGGAAGUCAAUUGUGCCUAUGAUGUUGUUGACAAAGCUGGCAUAGAGCAAGCAAGAAUGGAAUCUGAAUUCAAAGAGAAGAUAUAUCAGCUGGAAAAAGAACUGGAGAAAGUACAGCGCUCGACAGGGGGUAGAGACACCCGCUUCCUGCGGGAUGAAAUCCGCCAGCUAGAGAGUCAUUUGGAGCAGAAGGAGAAGGAACUGCUGCAGCUUGAAAAGGAGAUGAGUAAAGAAAGAAAAACCAAUGAGGAGCUGUCCCUGCGAGCGGAGGAAGCUGAAGGUGAAAACAGAAAGCUGAAAAGAGAGUAUGAGCAGCUUUACCAGGAUGUCGAGUUCUACAGAAAGGAGCUGGAACAGAAGGACUCAAUCCAGAACCGUAAGGAGAGCAGCGAGACUCAAAGACGACUCAACAAAGCUAAUCAGCAGCUCUACCAGUGCAUGGAAGAUCUCCAGCGUGCAGAGGACACGGCAGCUGACCUAAAAAGUGAAAAUGAUCACCUGCAGAAGAACCUGGAAGAGUCAGUGAGAGAGAUGGAGAAGAUGACUGACGAAUACAACAAGAUGAAGGUCGUGGUCCAACAGACAGAUGGCAUCAUGGACCAACUAAGGAGAGAGAGAGACCAGGCCAUGCUCCAGGUAAGAGAGCUAACAGAGCAGAUUCAGACUCGAGCUGAAGAAGAUGAUCCGGUGAUGGCUGCAGUUAAUGCUAAAGUGGAAGAAUGGAAGAGUGUUUUAUCAGGGAAGGAUGCUGAAAUCAUAGAAUACCAGCAGAUGAUUAGAGACCUGAGAGAGAAACUGAGGGCAGCUCAGAUGGACUCGGACAAAAGCAACAUCAUCGCACUGCAGCAGGCUGUUCAAGAGCGAGACCAACAGAUAAAGUUGCUUUCGGAGCAAGUGGGACAGUACACUGGUGAAAUGGAGAAGAAUGCCUUGCUUAUAGAAGAGCUCAAGAAACCACUCAAGAAGGACCAAGGAUUGGGCUCUAGUGUACAGCAGCGGAAGCUGGAGGAACUGAAUGCCAAGCUACAAGCAACAGAGCGGCGGGCACAGCAAGCUGAACGCGCUGCCCAUCUGGCUGAGUCCGAUGCCCAACACAAAGACAUUGAACUGAGUGAGACCCUGAGCCGCAUUCGUCUCUAUGAGUCUGGCUCAGACGGCCUGGUUGCUGCUGUAGCUGAGAUCAAAGAGUGCAAAAGCCAGUUGAGGAGUCGAGACCGGGAGAUAGAAGGCAUGACGAAGGAGAUCAACCAACUGGAGCUGAAGAUCAACGACCUACUGGAUGAGAAUGAGGAAUUAAGGGAGCGUCUGGGACUGAAUCCAAAAGAAGAAGUGGAUUUGACUGAGUUCAGGAGAUCAAAAGUGUUGAAGCAAAGGCAGUACAGAGCAGAGAACCAGGUUCUGCUAAAAGAGAUUGAACGUCUAGAGGAGGAAAGGCUGGAACUAAAGCAGCGUAUUCGUGCCCUGGUAAAAGACAAAGGAAUUACAGUCAUAAACAGUUCAUUGCUUGAUGACGAUGCAGAAGAGGGGCCCAGCAGGUCAAACAGAGAGAAACCAACCCUAACUUCUACUGAUGAGGAAGUCAAACGGAAAAAUGAGUACCUGCAGAAAGAACUGCAGAGCAAAGAGACUGAACUGGAACUUAAGAAAACUGAAUUAUCACAGUUUAAAGUUAAAUCAAAUGAAAUUCUUAAGGAAAACAAGCAGCUGGAACGAGGCAUGAAAGAGAUUUUGAAAGCCAUCCAGGAGGCACAGAACAAAGCUCCUUCUCAGACUGCUAUCAGUGUCCCCAGCCUGGACAGACUUAUCAGUACUCUAGAGAUGAAGUACUCAGAGGGGAAGGUUGAUGUAAUUGCACAUCUGAGGGGACAGCUGGACCAGCUGACUGGCAGGAAUGAGGAACUGAGGCAGGAGAUGAAGGCGGCUAGAGAGGAGGCCGCCAAGACCCUCAUGCAGUUGACAAAGGCCAAUGACAAGACUUUACGUUUGGAGAGCGAGAUUGAGACAGUAAGGCAAUCAGCUGGCACGGCUGCCCCUCCUAAGACUCUUUUGCUACCUGAGGAAAUGGCACCAAGCAGUGUGCAAGUCAUUAAUUCCCUCAAUGAGUACAUGAUCCAGCUGUUACAGGAGAUAAAAAUAAAAGAAGACUCCAGCAAGCUGCUCGGCCAGGCCUUGGAGGAGUACAAGAGGAACUUUGCAGUCUUAAGGCAUCAGCAGGGCUUGCUGUACAAAGAAUAUCAAAGUGAGAAAGAACUCUGGCAGAAGGAGAAAGACUCGUUUGCAGAGAUCAAAGCCAAAAUGGAAGAACAGAAAGAACUGGAUGCUGUAAAGAUCCAAGAGUAUAAUCACUGGCUAGAAGCUCUACAGCAGGAGCCAGCUGAGAUCCGGAGGCAGGUGGCUGAAGCUGCUCGUAAAAUGACCGUACUCAAAGUGAAUGAGAAGUCUCUGACUCGCCGAUACACCACACUGAUGGAGCAGGAACAGCAUCUCAGGAAGGAGAACAACAAGCUGAAGGAUGAUUUUGUUCAAAUGGAGGCUACAGUCACUGAAAGGAUUGGCUACCUGCAGAGGUUUAAGGAGAUGGCUUCAUUUAAAAUGGCCGGACUACAGAAAGCUCUUGAUGAAAGUGUUCCGUCAUCAGAGCUAGAAAAGGCACUCAAGCAGUAUAAUGACCUCACAAUGAAAUACAGAGACCUGCUCCAGAAAGAUAAUCAUCUCAUUCAGAGGACCACCACACUGGAACAUAUGGAGAAUGAAAACCUCUCGCUCCGGGAGCAAAUCAGUACCGUCAACAAAGAGCUGGAGAUCACAAAGGAAAAACUGUACACUCUAGAGCAAGCCUGGGAACACAUCAACACUGUUGGUGAAGAAAGCAAUAUGGCUAAAGCGGCUAAGGCUCUGGCAAACAGCGAAAUUGCGUCUGUGUCCAAGCGCAUCACCACUCUGGAGAUGAAAGAACUGAAUGAGAGGCAAAGAGCUGAGCACGCUCAGAAGAUGUACGAGCACAUGAGGAGCUCUCUGAAGCAGGUGGAGGAGCGCAACUUUGAACUGGAGGCCAAGUUUGCUGAUAUGGCAAAGCAGAACCUGGAGGCCCAGCGGACUGAGCGUGAGCUAAGAGACGAGCUGGCUGCCAGUGUUAGUAAGGAAGCCAGCGAAGCAGACAGACGCCGCAUUACAGAACUGGAGAAAAGUGAAGCUCAGCUUAGGAUUGAGGUGUCCAAGCUGCGGGAGGUUUCUGAUGUAGCCAAAACACAGGUUUUUGCACUGGAUGCUAGGCAGCAGUCCCGAGAGAAGGAAGUGGAAAGCCUCAGGAGACAGGUGCUCGACUAUCAGGCUCAGUCUGAUGAGAAGGCCCUGAUCGCCAAGCUCCACCAGCACAUUGUAGCACUACAACUGAGUGAAGCUGCAGCCGUUAGCAAGCUGCAAACCUGCACUACUCGUCUGCACCAUCUAGAGGCCCAGAGGCUGCGGGCAGAGCAGCAACUGGAUACCCAGCAGCAGGCUCUGUGGCAAGCACGCCAGGAGGGGCGUCAUCGUGCCCGGCACCUCCGCCAUGCCCUACAUGCCCUGCGCAGGCAGUUCUCUGGAGCGCUUCCCCUCGCUCAGCAGGAAAAGUUCUCCAGCACAAUGUUGAAGUUGCAGGAGGAUAGAGCGAUAGCAAGGGAGGAGGCACACAGGGCGCAGGAGGAACGCAGCAUGGCUGAGGGGAAAGCACAAGAGCUGGAGCUCAGGUUAAAGGGCCUUGAGGAGCUGACGGCCACGCUGAAGGACGUGAAAGGAGCCCACAAGGUGAGUGAGUGGCAUAAGAAGCUGGAGGAGGCUCGUCUGCAGGAGCUAAGGAAGAACCGAGAACUGGUUGCACAAAGGGAAGAGAUCAAGUACCUGAAAAACAUGGUGGCUGAACAGGAGCACACCAUCAGCAGCCUGCAGGAGGAACUGGUGCAGCAGAACAAUCUGAUGGAGGAGCAGCAGCUCUCCUGGGAUCAAAGGGAGGUGGAGUUGGAGCGGCAGCUAGACGCUUAUGAGAAACAGCAGAGCCAAAUCAUGGGAUCAGCUCAGAAGUUUGAAGACGCGUCAUGUUUCCUGCCAGACCCGAACCAGCCUCUAGCCCACCAGCUGGACCAUGCAUUGAGUAAAAUAAAGGAGCAUGCCCGCACAGUUUUGGAGAUCCAAGCCACCUGCAAGACUCUGGAGGAGAAGCUGAAAGAAAAAAAGGCAGGACUGUGGCAGGCUGAGCAGAACGUGCUGUCACGAGACCGAGUCAUUAACGAGCUGCGCCUCCGGCUUCCAGCUGCUGCUGACAGGGAGAGGCUCCUCGCUGACCUGAGCAAACUGGAUGAUUCAGGCAGCCAGCAGGCCCUAAAAAUCGCACACCAGACUAUUAGCAAUCUGCAAUGCCGCCUCGACCAAAAAGAGGAGGUCCUUAAGAAGUACCAGAAUCUUCUCACCAGGGCUAGACAGGAGCAAGGAGAAGCAGCAAAAAGAUAUGAGGAGGAAGUGCGGAACCUGCACGAGAAGCUGGAUCUUCACUCUGAUGUGUCUCUGGACCGCUUUAGACAAACAGCUUUGGAGUUGAUGAAAAAACCCACCAUCGCUGUUCCCACCACAAAGCAGCUACAGCGACUGGCUGAAAUGGAGCAGACCGUCUCUGAGCAGGACACGUCUAUCUCAUCUUUAACUCAGAAGCUAAAGGAGCUGAACGCUGAGCUCGAAAAACAAAAACAUCUCACAGCUUCUCAGGCCAAAGAGCACGCGGCACAAAGAGCCAAGCUGGAGGAGAGGCACUCGUUCCAAAUAAAAGCCAUAUCUAAAGAAUCAGAGGAGCUGAGAUUACAGCUGUCACAGAUGGAAAAAGAGCUUCAUUACUUCCACACAGAGCUGGAGGUCCAAAAAGAGGCUAACGUGCGCUCACCAAGCAACACCAUGAAGAAUUUGGUUGAGCGUCUGCAGGCCCAGCUGACCCUCAAAGAGAAGCAGCAUAAGGCUCUCAGUAAAGCUUUGCUGGAGCUUCGAGCACAAAUGACGUCUCAUGCUGAGCAACAGAUCAUUGCAAACGCAGCUCAGAAGGAGGAGUCACUCAACAUCCAGCAGAUCGUGGACAAGCAAACCAAAGAGCUAAAGGCCCGUGUAAAGGAGCUAAGCGAGGAGCUGCAGUCUGUAAAGGAGAAUGUACGAACAGGAAAAUCGCGGGAGAACUCUUUGAAGGAUGAGAUUGAGAGCCUCAACAGGGAGCUGCAGAGAAACCAAAAGAACCAAAGCAGACUGCAGAGUGAAAGAGACACUCUGGAGGAAGAGCUAGACCAGCUCAAGCAAAAAGUCAAGAGACUUAAUAGUGGCCUGCAGGCUCAGACUGAAGCUGAGGUUAAAUCGUCCACUGUAGAAGCUUUACAGAAGAAAAUCCGUAGGCUGGAGACUGAACUGGACAGAAAGAGUGUGGCAGAGCCGACUGAGAAGAAAACAGCUGUGAAGGAUGACAAGUCCAACAAAGAAGAACUGAUCAGGUGGGAGGAGGGUAAAAAGUGGCAGACCAAACUGGAGAAACUCCGCAACAUUUUGAAGGACAAGGAGAAAGAGACAGAAUCCCUCGCCAAACAAGUCACCACCCUGAAAGAGCUCUACGGGAGACUGGAACAAGAGAAGCUAGGCCUGCAGAGGAAGUUAAAAAGUCGCAGUGUGACCGUGGAUCAGGUGGUGGGUACACGAACCCUUGAGGCUGACAAAGAGAUCGAGGAGCUGAAGAAAAGGAACUUUGAGCUGGAGCAGCAGAUUGAGAUAAUCAAACAGCAGCAGGCUUUACCUCGAGAUGCUGCCAUGGAGGACAUGAACAUCAGAAACCUCUAUCUGGAAGAAAGACUUCAUUCACUGGAGAGUCAGCUGGCCAAAGAACCCCCAUCCAGACCAUCUACUUCAGGAAGGGGAUCAGGUACACCAUCACAGAGGGAGCAUGACCUACAAAAAGAGAACCUCAAGCUCUCCAGUGAGAACCUGGAGCUUCGCUUUCAGUUGGAGCAGGCUAACAAAGACGUGCCACGUCUAAAGGAUCAGGUAUCUGACCUUAAAGAAAUGUGUGAAGCCUUAAAAAAGGAGAAAGCAGAAGUGGAAAAGAAGCUGGUGCAUGCCCGUGGGUCUGGACGAAGUGGAAAGACGGUUCCUGAGCUGGAAAAAACCAUUGCACUGAUGAAGAAGGUGGUGGAGAGGGUGCAAAGAGAGAAUGAGAGUCUGAAAAAGAGCUCAGCUACCACGACUCAGGAACAGCUUACCACUCUGGAACGGGAGCAUGAGAAACUUAAGGCUGAUUAUGACAGGAUGAAAGAAAAGACACAGCUGACAUCAAAGAUGGAAUCAAAGGCAAAAGGAGUGGAGAAAAUCAUCAUGGAAAAUGAGCGCCUGCGCAGAGAAAUCAAAAAGGAAUCUGAGGCUUCAGAAAAGCUGAGAGUGGAAAAGGCCAGUUUGGAGGUAAGAAUUGAGAAAUUAAAGACAGACCUUGAGGAGACCAAUCAGAAGCUUCUUGUGGCUCAGUCCAAAGGUCCAUCAUUGGAGGGGGCAGAUAGCAGGACGUGGAAGUCUACAGUAGUGACGAGAAUGUUUGAAAAGAAAAUGAAAGAGCUUGAGAGUGAAAUUUGCAAGAAAAAUGCAAGUAUCUCAGAACUCAAACAUCAGCUCACAGAGGUUCAGGAGAAAGAGCAGGCAGCACGGCAUACCAUUCUGCAGUUAAAGGAAGAAGUAGAACUCCUGAAAAAUAUUCCCUUAGAAGCAUCUACAGACAAAGGGCUUGCUAAGCAGUUUCAGAACAUUAGACUAGCAAAUCAUCAGCUGGAGAGGGAAAAGGCUCAUCAUCUUCAUCAGAUCCAGAACUAUGAAAAGAAGUUUGGAACCAAUAUGGACGGACCAGGAUACAGUGAGCUUCAGGCCCAACUAAAAGCAGCAAAUAGUGAAAGGAGUCAACUAAAGGAUGAAUUGAGAAGGAUGACCAAAGAGCUGGCAAACUUCGAUCCAACGUUCUUCGAGGAGCUUGAAGAUCUGAAGUUUAACUAUAACGUGGAGGUUAAGAAAAACAUCCUUCUGGAAGAGCAGCUAAAAAAACUGUCGGAGCGCUUUGGAGUGGACGUGGAUAUCCCGUCGAAUGGAUCGUUCAGCUGAUAUACAUCAUCACAUGUUGGGGGUUUAUAAGUCUGAAAUCAUUCCAGAAGUUCUGAUAAAACCAAACAAGAGUCUUCAUGUCAGUUCAGGUUUUUAUGUUGAUGUAUUUUUAUGUACAUUGUAAAUUUUUUAUUUAUUUUUUUUUAAAUGAAGAUGUUUUGAUUUCUUUUCUGUGCUUGUUAUUUAUGGCAUUUUUUAUUAGCAAACAUAUGUGCUGACUGAGUUACAUUCAGCCAGUUUGUUUCAUGUACAGUACCCCAUCCAUCACUGCAUCUGGUUCAGAGUCGUAAGUAUAAAAACAAUAACUUUUUAACAGCUAUGUGAUAUACACAUGACACAAUUAUUUAUCAUUUUAGGGCCUGACUGAUCUUGUGUGGGCAGAUCGUUUUCCAUUUACAGCAUUUAGUGGGCGCUUUUAUCCAAAGCGACCUGUUGUGACCAAAUACAGUUAAAGCAUUUAAAGGCUAAGGUUCUUGCUCAGGGGCCUAACGGUGAUGUUAUGAUUACCACUAAGCUACCACUGCCCUGUAUUAAUGUUUCACAGUUGUAAUGUGCAGAUCAAUCUAAUAAUGUGCCAGCAAUAUUUUAUGUUUAUAAAGACAGUUAGUGUGAUGGGCUGUAAAAUCAAGACAUGCACACACAGUGGUGCAUGCAUGGACAUGACAAUAGCUGUCAGUAACUUCUCAAUGACUGUGUCACUAAUGACUAAAAACUAGGUGAUGCUGUAAAUAAAACCCCACUUAAGUGGAAUUUAAAGUUA
Messenger RNA from Trichomycterus rosablanca, 8127 nucleotides. It is a transcript of the gene cep290, whose product is annotated as centrosomal protein 290. The record is from RefSeq and is a predicted model, not a curated record. The transcript is spliced from 53 exons. Gene Ontology annotation, cellular component: centriolar satellite; ciliary transition zone. Gene Ontology annotation, biological process: ciliary transition zone assembly; non-motile cilium assembly; kidney development. The coding region runs from base 51 to 7367 and encodes 2438 amino acids. NCBI's taxonomy places the organism in Eukaryota, Metazoa, Chordata, Actinopteri, Siluriformes, Trichomycteridae.